AUGGUUCCCGUGGAAGUUGGAGCAGGUUCCUUUCGAAGGGAUAACUGUGACCCUGAGAACAAUGAAGUCAACCACAUGCUCGAUCUAGACCUGAUUGAAGAAGUAAGGGAUACAGCUAAGUUGAGACUUGCUACAUAUCAACAGAGGACUCGUAAAUAUUUUGUUAAGGAUGGUUCUAGAAACUCAGAAAGAAAGUAUAGAGGUGUGCAGAGAGUAUCUUCAGGCAGGUGGAGUGCCAAAAUUGAAAAGAAAGGGAAAAGAAUUCACCUCGGUACCUAUGAUUCAGAUGUUCAGGCAGCCCUAUCAUAUGAUAGGAUGGCUAGGAGAUUACAUGGUGACUGUGCUAAACUUAACUUUCCUGACGCACAGCCUGUUAGAGGUUUGGCAAGUGGAUCUGCUUUAGCAAAUAUACCGGGUGAAAAACAUAUGCUGGAGGUUGGUAUUGAAGUACAAACUAGAGGAAGUCAAAUUGGAAGUUUUGGAUCAACUUCAACAAUCCUUGAUGAAACCUCUCAUCCUUCUCAAGUUAGGUUGCCAUUCGAAAUUUCAGAUUCUACACUGUUGGAUGCAAACACUGAUGCGAAACCACAGGAAAAUGUGCCCCUAAACGACUUCGGUGUUACUGAAGAAUUUUUUGAGAAGUUGUGGAGUUAA
Molecule: messenger RNA, 654 nt
Organism: Daucus carota subsp. sativus
Lineage: Eukaryota; Viridiplantae; Streptophyta; Magnoliopsida; Apiales; Apiaceae
Product: ethylene-responsive transcription factor ERF073-like
Exons: 2
Coding region: 1-654 (217 amino acids)
Biological process (GO): regulation of DNA-templated transcription
Molecular function (GO): DNA binding; DNA-binding transcription factor activity
Source: RefSeq, a predicted model, not a curated record